AUGUCGCUCACCCUCAAACUAUCCUCCUUGGCAAUACGAACGCUAUCCAAACCCAUCGCCAAUCAAAUCAAAGCACAAGCUCGCGAACAUGAUCGCUUCCGCCACGUUUGCGUAUCAAUGGCACAGGCUCUCCAUCGAUUCGAUAUGCGCCUGCGAUUAGGCUCUAUCCGCGACAAUACCGCCUCCCAACGUCAGGCCGCCGCUGAAGCUGAAGCAAAAAAGCACAUCCCCUCAUCCCCGACAGCCAAGACCGAGACCGAGUCAAAAGCAGAAGAACAUGCACAGGCCAAAGCCAAAGAGGCGGCGGAAGAAGCUGCCAAACCCCAUAAAUACCGAAUUCGUCCGUUGACCGAGUCUAAGGCUAUUGAAUCCGGCGCAAAUUUCAUUAGUGAGACCUUUCUUUUCAUGGUCGCUGGUGGCUUGAUUGUGUUUGAGUCCUGGCGAUCACGUCGGAAGGAGAGCACUCGUCGGGAAGGUGUUGAGGAUCGCUUGAUUGAGUUGGAGCAAUCAGAGAAGACGGUGCGGGAGGCCUUGGUUGCCUUAGAGAAGGAACUGCUGGCUCUCCAAGCUAAGAAUGGAGAAAAGCCUAAAGCGACGCAUCGGAUUCUUCCGAAGGCUGUGUGGGGAGAGGAGUCGGAGGUGAAGGAACCAGAGGCUCCGGAGACUUGGUGGUCGACGGUCACAUCGUACUUCUCCCUUAGCCAGGGGACACCCAAGACCUCUGAAUCGACUGCUCAGCCGACAUCCACAUCGCAAGAGCCCAGGCCUGCCUCCAUUCCAGCUACCGAGCAGCCCGCUGCAACUGGGCAAAAGCAGAUGCCUGAGUCCAAGGCUUCGCCAUAG
This is a messenger RNA of Penicillium angulare, 843 nucleotides long. RefSeq names its product OPA3 family protein. Gene Ontology annotation, cellular component: mitochondrion. Bases 1 to 843 code for a protein of 280 amino acids. Gene Ontology annotation, biological process: regulation of lipid metabolic process. The transcript has 2 exons. The record is from RefSeq and is a predicted model, not a curated record. Lineage: Eukaryota; Fungi; Ascomycota; Eurotiomycetes; Eurotiales; Aspergillaceae.